GCUGAAGGUUUUCUAGGACACUGAAUCCCCUAUUCAACGUUUACAAUAUCUACUGAUCACUGAAAGCACUGAGAACCAGAAGGAUUUUUUAAAAGUUCCCACCCAAACCUACAAGUAAAUCCGUUGUACAUGUGCUUCACAGACAAAGACUUUUCUGGCCAUACUGGGCUUGUGACGAAAGUGUGAACCUGGCUCGGGAAAUAUGGAAUGUUGUGUUCAUCUUGAAUAUAUCUGCGUGAACUUUAUGCUGUUCCGAUCUCUUUAAGCUUCUUGGAGAGACAUGGCCUGUAUAGCUACACUUCACCGUGGAAGGAAGACAACGCUGCAGAUUGUAUUCGUCUCUGUUGCAGUGCUGGUGGUUAUCUAUAUGUCUACACAUGAACGCUCAGUGAUACAUUUUAAUAAAGGUACACAAAUCUUCUACGCUUUUCAAAUACGACGUUCAGACGACAUCUCACCCACAAAAAGGGACAUUAAUGGCGUCGUCUACGACAAAGACAACCUUCCAUCAAGCGAGCACUCAAAGAUGUACCUUGUGAACACCACAAACGACUUUCAAACAGGAGAUGUUAUCCAUGUACACCUUGUUCUCCGUGACCGUUACAACAAGCCACUGACAAGAGGAGGAGAUCUUGUUCUAAUAUGGAUGUCCGACCCUAAGAAAGGAGCAUCUUCAUCGGGAAGUGUGAUUGAUCACGUGAACGGAAGCUAUACCGGCAUUCUCCGGGCGUUAUGGACAGGAAGUGCAGUUAUCAAAUAUGCUGUCAGCUGCUCAAGCGAAGGUUAUGCUAUGAUGUACCAGUAUUUCGCAAGACAUGGUGCAUCGAAAAACAUUCUUUGUAUUUUCGAAGCUAAAAAAAUAAGGGAGGUAACUGUGGGUUCGACAUCGGUCGAUCAUGGCAAUAAAAAUGUUUGUAAUUUCACAGCUGAAAAUUACGGAAUUCCUUGGUUCUGUGGAAAACCGAAGAGCAGUCGGGUUCAGUGUAGUGACUGGACGAAGUUGUCACAUGAAUCAUUUAAUUCAAAUACUUUAUAUCAAAACAAGACAGUCGCGCAGUAUUAUCUGAGGUAA
Molecule: messenger RNA, 1072 nt
Organism: Haliotis rubra (blacklip abalone)
Lineage: Eukaryota; Metazoa; Mollusca; Gastropoda; Lepetellida; Haliotidae
Product: NXPE family member 3-like
Exons: 3
Coding region: 281-1072 (263 amino acids)
Source: RefSeq, a predicted model, not a curated record